GUCCUAAAGAUGAGUUAUCCAGGUUACCCUCCCUCCGGCGGCUACACCCCACAGCCAGGUGCAUAUCCCCCCCAAGCAGGAGGUUACCCACCCCAGGCCGGCGGUUACCCACCCCAAGCCGGCGGUUACCCACCUCAAGCCGGCGGUUACCCACCUCAAGCCGGCGGUUACCCACCCCAAGCCGGCGGUUACCCACCCCAAGCCGGCGGCUACCCACCCCAAGCCGGUGGCUACCCACCCCAAGCCGGCGGCUACCCACCCCAAGCCGGGGGCUACCCUCCAGGAGCAGGGGGCUACCCUCCACAGCAGGCCGGAGGUUAUCCUUCCAUGCCACCAGCACAAGGUAGGGCUAUUAUCGUUUAUUUUAUUUUGGGACUACAUUACUAUUUGUUUUCAUGGUAGUGCAAAAGUGUGCUUGCUCUGGUUUGAGGAUAUUUGUUUGUUGUCAGUUAGGUAUAUAGGAGACCCUGGUAUGUGACCUUGUCACACAAUGGUUUUGGAUAGAUUUGACAAAUGUAGAGUAUAUUUGAAGUUAACCUGUUUAUUAAAAUCAUGCUACACCACUCACUUGUUGUCUCUUCAUUCUCUAGGUGGUUGGGGUGGAGCCCCUGGUGGUGGAAUGGUAAAUAUAACUUCUUAUCUUGAAUCAAGUAGCUAACUAAGAACCAAGUAACUACGAACAUAUUGACAGGCUCUAAAUCAGCUGGUUCUAUUUACGACCUGAUCUACACACCCUGUAACAUGUAUGGAGUCUGUUACCAUGUCAUUAUGUCCCAAAUGGCUCCCUGUUGCUAUGGGCCCUGGUCAAACGUAGUGCACUAUGUAGGGAAUAGGGUGCCAUUUGGGACAUAGCCAGAGCCAGUAAUGUGAUACCAGCUAAUCACCUCCUUUACUCCCUCCAGCCAGGCGGAGGGAUGCCCCAGGGAUACCCAGGCGGUCCUGCUCCAUGUCCACCCCAGGGAUACCCAGGAGGCCCUGCCCCAGAACAGCAGCCCAUGCCUGGCUACCCUGGAGGAGCCCCGGCACCCAACCCCUCCAUGCCAGGAUACGGAGGUGGUGCUCCAGCUACUCCCCAUUCGCCUGCCAUCAAUGUGAGAAUCUCUGAGUGGAAUCUUUUGUUUCUUUUUCAGUUUGUGUCAUGUAGAUAGAAAUCAUUACCCUGUAUUUACAUUUAUUUACAUAGCUUUUUCCUAAUAUGUUUUACAAAGUGUUUCCUUGUUUCAGUGUUUCCUUGUUUCAGUGUUUCCUUGUUUCAGUAUUUCCUUGUUUCAGUUUCAGUACUUGUUUUUAUUUGUCAUUAGAGAGGCUACAGGGGUGCGAUAAAGGACCAUUCAGGUGCUGACCCACUGAGGGAUGUGGAAGUCCUCCGCAAGGCCAUGAAGGGCUUUGGUCAGUAGUUCGUCAUUAUAGACGUUCACUAUCAUGGAUAGAUGUAUGAAGGAGUUGAUGGGAUUCAGUAAAAUUCUAAUAACACAUUAUUUAGAGAUGCACAUUACAUAACUGAAGUUCCUUCUGGGGAAAAAAUAGUUAUUCUAUUCUAUAAAUCUUCAAUGGCUAGAUGCAUAUGUAGAAUAUUCUACAAUUAAGAGCACAUUAUUUAGUGAUACACAUUCCAUCUACUACCAGUUAAACUGCUAAUAAUGAUAAUAAUAUAUUAUUUUCAACAGGCACGGAUGAGUCCGCUGUAAUUGAGCUUCUUGGAAGCCGCACCAGCAAGCAGAGGGUUCCAAUGGUUGCAGCCUACAAAACCACGUAUGGGAAGGUGAGGUUUACACUACAUUUUACAUUUUAGUCAUUUAGCAGACGCUCUUAUCCAGAGCGACUUACAGUUAGUGAGUGCAUACAUUUUUCAUACACUAGAGUGGUUUCUUUUAUUGUCUUCUAUUGUUGCUGUUAGAUGAACACUACAUGGAAGUUAUACUAUGUCUGCGUCCCAAAUGGCACCCUAUUCCCUAUUUAUUCCCCUAUGGGCCCUGGUUGAAAGUAGAGCGCCAAAUAGUAAAUAGGGUGCCAUUUGGUGCACAGAUUUACUGUAUGUUAAGUGACCUCUUACACAAUCUUCUAUUUCACAGGAUUUAUUCCACGAUUUGAAGUCUGAGCUGACUGGGAGUUUUGAGAAGCUGGCUAUUGCCAUGUUGCAGACACCAGCCAAGUUUGAUGCAUCUGAACUCAAAGAAGCCAUAUCGGUUUGAACGGGUUCUUUCGUUUACUCUUAGACUCUCUAUACCAGGGUCAUGUUCAUUAGAGCAAAACGUAGCAUAACAUUUUGAAACAGAAAACAACGGAAACAAGUUUGUUAUUGGACAAGUUCUGAUAUUACCUCCCCAUUUCAGUCCGUUAUGGAAUGUUUUCUUCUGUUUCGUGCCUACUGAACACCACCCAUGUUAUUCCACUCUUUAUAUUGGGCCUCUUUUGUGAGUCAUCUCAGUAUGAAACAGAAAGAAAAGCUUAAUUAAAGACAGUAAAAGUCAGGUAUGUUGAGGCCUGAGGAAUCACCCAUCUUACUAUCUGGUGAACAAAAGUGAUUUAUCUACUUACUGUAGCUUGUAGAGAACAAGUAUUACUUGAUUGCACUGGGCCAUGACAUAUUCUUGUAUGAACAACGAGGUGAACCACAAACUAUAUGGUGAACUAUGUGGUGAUUUACUGUAGCUGUAGAGAAUAAGUAUUACUUUAUUGCACCUGGCCAGUAAUUAUUAUUUUCUUCUAGAUCAUUUCUGGAACUCAUACACAUAGUAUUUAUAUAUUUACUGUAUACUUAAGAAUGGCCUGUUUUGUUCUUAGGGUGCAGGUACUGAUGAAGCAUGUCUGAUUGAGAUCCUGUCAUCUCGCUCCAAUGCAGAAAUCAGAGAAAUCAAUCAAAUUUACAAACAUGGUAAGAGCCCAUUAUCAACUUGGUGGUGUUACAGAAAAAUCAGCCUCUUGUGGGGAGUCAGGCAAGAAAGACGCAUUUACUUCAGUGUGAUGUACUGAAAAGUUGUUUGUUUCAGAGUAUGAAUUGAAAUACUGUGUGUUUCAGAGUAACUGACUGAAAUGCCGUUAGUUUAAGAAUAUGUAUUGAAAUGCUGUUUGUUUCAGAGUAUGGUAAGACCCUGGAGGAUUCCAUCAGUAACGACACCUCAGGACACUUCCGUAGGCUCCUCGUCUCACUCUGUCAGGUAACUUUUUAUUGAUAUGUUAUCAAUGGGUUUUUGUUAUGUUAUUGAUGUGUUAUUAAUCGUUAUCAUUGAGUAACUUCUUUGAAAGUGAAGGCUAAAGCUGAUUCAUGAUGACAACCUCCCAAUACUCAAAAAAGUCAGUGCUCUUGCACUUACAACUGGCUACCUAAUGGCUACAAAUUAGUCUUAUCUUUGAAUUUGUGUUAACAGUUUCUGAAAUUUCAUAUUUAUUUAAUGAAGUGAACAAGCUAAAAAAAAACCACAUUUGUAUGAAACUGCUAUAGCCCUCUCAAGAUAAACAUCUACUAUAGCCCCUUCCCAUCCUGAGUCAGGAGCCAGGAAGUAGAGCCUAUUAUAGAGCAAUUUUUUGUUUACAAGCAAACGUCAUGUUCGAGUGGCGUAUGCUUGCAUGCUCACAACAAAAGGCCCUGUAGCAGAUAGCUAUACACUGAUGUCGGGACUUUGACAAACGUAGCAGUGAGUGAAUGAUGACCAUGAAAAAACACAAGACUGAUGCCUAUAGCUAUGUUCAACAAGGUAUUAUUCUUCUGGCUUUAUCUAGCUCUAUAUUGUUAUUUAUUUUGCUCAUUUGCACCCCAGUAUCUCUAUUUGCACAUCAUCUCUUGCACAUCUAUCAUUCCAGUGUUAAUACUAAUUGUAAUUAUUUUGCACUAUAGCCUAUUUAUUGCCUUACCUCCAUAACUUGCUACAUUUGCACACACUGUAUAUAUAUUUUGUUGUAUUUUUGACUUUAUGUUUUGUUUUACCCCAUAUGUAACUCUGUGUUGUUGUUUUUAUCGCACUGCUUUGCUUUAUCUUGGCCAGGUCGCAGUUGUAAAUGAGAACUUGUUCUCAACUGGCUUACCUGGUUAAAUAAAGGUGAAAUAAAUAAAAUAAAAUAAAAUAUUUGGGAUAUUUUACCUUGCCUCGCUGGCUUGCUACGUAAUCAAUCCUCCAAUGACAUCUGCAAUGUUGUAGAUGAUGACCAUCUGAUUACGUGUUUGUUAACUUGCAGGAGCUGCAUUUGAAGUUAAAUGUGAUCGUAUCCACUUCAAUGUAAACAAAUCCCUUUCUGCUGCCCAAAACAUUUGAUGCUGCCGGGUCUGGAUUUUUCAUGAGGCAAUGGGUCUAUGGAUGCAUCCCAAAUGGCAGCCUAUUCCCUAUAUAGUGCACUAUUUUUGACCAGAACACCAUGGCCCCUGAUCAAAAGUAGUGCACUAUAAAUGGAGUAGGGUGUAAUUUAGGAGGCAACCCAUAAAGAUACCUUGGAAGCUUUAUGGAAGCAAUUACUGAAAUUGGGGAGGAGAAGUUGAGUUUCCAUGCCUCAAAUUCCUUCCAAGCUACCAGUAUUCCACUGUUAAUAAUUUGUAAGAGUUUCCAGAUUUUUUCCCCCAUGGAAUAAUAUUGUCUGCAUCCCCAGGCACUGGUGAAAAGUAGUGCACUAUAUAGGGAAUAAGAUGCCAUUUGGGACGCAUCCAUUUCUUUUGUAGUAAACCAAUUUUUUGCUUCCUGUUUUGAAGGGAAAUCGAGACGAGAGGGAACAAGUUGACAUCAACUUGGCCAAACAGGAUGCUCAGGUGAACACUGUUUCUUGUUAUGCUAAUAUAGUAACAAUUAAACUGUUUUAAAGAUCUUUGUGAUGCCACAAUAGUUUUUUAUAUACCCUGUAGGCUUAUAGGAAAUUUGACAUUAUUUGUUUCUUUUCAGAUCUGAGACUUUACUUAAGGAAGCAUGUGGCUGCCAAUAUUCAUCUUAAAAAAUUCAAAUUGGAAAAAUAUUGGCAGCCGUAUGAUUCUGUAGUGUUAGACAAGCAGUUCAUGUUUCUACUGAUCAUGUCGUGUGUUAGAAACUGAUCAUGUUGUGUGUUAGAAACGGAUCAUGUUAUGUUGUGUGUUAGAAACUGAUCAUGUUGUGUGUUAGAAACUGAUCAUGUUGUGUGUGCUAAACUGAUCAUGUUAUGUUGUGUGCUAAACUGAUCAUGAUAUGUUGUGUGUUCUAAACUGAUCAUGUUAUGUUGUGUGUUAGAAACGGAUCAUGUUACAGUGGGGGAAAAAAAGUAUUUAGUCAGCCACCAAUUGUGCAAGUUCUCCCACUUAAAAAGAUGAGAGAGGCCUGUAAUUUUCAUCAUAGGUACACGUUAACUAUGAAAGACAAAUUGAGAAAAGGAAAUCCAGAAAAUCACAUUGUAGGAUUUUUUAUGAAUUUAUUUGCAAAUUAUGGUGGAAAAUAAGUAUUUGGUCACCUACAAACAAGCAAGAUUUCUGGCUCUCACAGACCUGUAACUUCUUCUUUAAGAGGCUCCUCUGUCCUCCACUCGUUACCUGUAUUAAUGGCACCUGUUUGAACUUGUUAUCAGUAUAAAAGACACCUGUCCACAACCUCAAACAGUCACACUCCAAACUCCACUAUGGCCAAGACCAAAGAGCUGUCAAAGGACACCAGAAACAAAAUUGUAGACCUGCACCAGGCUGGGAAGACUGAAUCUGCAAUAGGUAAGCAGCUUGGUUUGAAGAAAUCAACUGUGGGAGCAAUUAUUAGGAAAUGGAAGACAUACAAGACCACUGAUAAUCUCCCUCGAUCUGGGGCUCCACGCAAGAUCUCACCCCGUGGGGUCAAAAUGAUCACAAGAACGGUGAGCAAAAAUCCCAGAACCACACGGGGGGACCUAGUGAAUGACCUGCAGAGAGCUGGGACCAAAGUAACAAAGCCUACCAUCAGUAACACACUACGCCGCCAGGGACUCAAAUCCUGCAGUGCCAGACGUGUCCCCCUGCUUAAGCCAGUUCAUGUCCAGGCCCGUCUGAAGUUUGCUAGAGUGCAUUUGGAUGAUCCAGAAGAGGAUUGGGAGAAUGUCAUAUGGUCAGAUGAAACCAAAAUAUAACUUUUUGGUAAACUCAACUCGUUGUGUUUGGAGGACAAAGAAUGCUGAGUUGCAUCCAAAGAACACCAUACCUACUGUGAAGCAUGGGGGUGGAAACAUCAUGCUUUGGGGCUGUUUUUCUGCAAAGGGACCAGGACGACUGAUCCGUGUAAAGGAAAGAAUGAAUGGGGCCAUGUAUCGUGAGAUUUUGAGUGAAAACCUCCUUCCAUCAGCAAGGGCAUUGAAGAUUAAACGUGGCUGGGUCUUUCAGCAUGACAAUGAUCCCAAACACAUCGCCCGGGCAACGAAGGAGUGGCUUCGUAAGAAGCAUUUCAAGGUCCUGGAGUGGCCUAGCCAGUCUCCAGAUCUCAACCCCAUAGAAAAUCUUUGGAGGGAGUUGAAAGUCCGUGUUGCCCAGCGACAGCCCCAAAACAUCACUGCUCUAGUGGAGAUCUGCAUGGAGGAAUGAGCCAAAAUACCAGCAACAGUGUGUGAAAACCUUGUGAAGACUUACAGAAAACGUUUGACCUGUGUCAUUGCCAACAAAGGGUAUAUAACAAAGUAUUGAGAAACUUUUGUUAUUGACCAAAUACUUAUUUUCCACCAUAAUUUGCAAAUAAAUUCAUUAAAAAUCCUACAAUGUGAUUUUCUGGAUUUUUUUUCUCAUUUUGUCUGUCAUAGUUGACGUGUACCUAUGAUGAAAAUUACAGGCCUCUCUCAUCUUUUUAAGUGGGAAAACUUGCACAAUUGGUGGCUGACUAAAUACUUUUUUUCCCCACUGUAUGUUGUGUGUGCUAAACUGAUCAUGUUAUGUUGUGUGUUAGAAACUGUAUGCUGCCGGGGAGAACAAAGUGGGGACGGAUGAGUCCCAGUUCAACGCCAUACUGUGUGCCAGGAGCAAACCCCACCUGAGAGCAGGUAGCUAACCAUACUAUAGUAACUGUGUUUAUAUUACCGAGUCAGUUCUCACUGUUCUAUCUGACAGGGUUGUAACCUCUCAGAUAUUGAAUUUUGAGGUUGUUUCCUCAUUUAGUUUUUCUAUGUCUAACUAACACUAUUUAUACAGUGGGGAGAACAAGUAUUUGAACCACUGCCGAUUUUGCAGGUUUUCCUACUUACAAAGCAUGUAGAGGUCUGUAAUUUUUUAUCAUAGGUACACUUCAACUGUGAGAGACGGAAUCUAAAACAAAAAUCCAGAAAAUCACAUUGUAUGAUUUUUAAGUAAUUUAUUUGCAUUUUAUUGCAUGACAUACAGUGGGGGAAAAAAGUAUUUAGUCAGCCACCAAUUGUGCAAGUUCUCCCACUUAAAAAGAUGAGAGAGGCCUGUAAUUUUCAUCAUAGGUACACGUCAACUAUGAAAGACAAAUUGAGAACAUUUUUUCCAGAAAAUCACAUUGUAGGAUUUUUAAUGAAUUUAUUUGCAUUUUAUUGCAUGACAUACAGUGGGGGAAAAAAGUAUUUAGUCAGCCACCAAUUGUGCAAGUUCUCCCACUUAAAAAGAUGAGAGAGGCCUGUAAUUUUCAUCAUAGGUACACGUCAACUAUGAAAGACAAAUUGAGAACAUUUUUUCCAGAAAAUCACAUUGUAGGAUUUUUAUGAAUUUAUUUGCAAAUUAUGGUGGAAAAUAAGUAUUUGGUCAAUAACAAAAGUUUCUCAAUACUUUGUUAUAUACCCUUUGUUGGCAAUGACACAGGUCAAAUGUUUUCUGUAAGUCUUCACAAGGUUUUCACACACUGUUGCUGGUAUUUUGGCCCAUUCCUCCAUGCAGAUCUCCUCUAGAGCAGUGAUGUUUUGGGGCUGUCGCUGGGCAACACGGACUUUCAACUCCCUCCAAAGAUUUUCUAUGGGGUUGAAAUCUGGAGACUGGCUAGGCCACUCCAGGACCUUGAAAUGCUUCUUACGAAGCCACUCCUUCGUUGCCCGGGCAGUGUGUUUGGGAUCAUUGUCAUGCUGAAAGACCCAGCCACGUUUCAUCUUCAAUGCCCUUGCUGAUGGAAGGAGGUUUUCACUCAAAAUCUCACGAUACAUGGCCCCAUUCAUUCUUUCCUUUACACGGAUCAGUCGUCCUGGUCCCUUUGCAGAAAAACAGCCCCAAAGCAUGAUGUUUCCACCCCCAUGCUUCACAGUAGGUAUGGUGUUCUUUGGAUGCAACUCAGCAUUCUUUGUCCUCCAAACACGACGAGUUGAGUUUUUACCAAAAAGUUCUAUUUUGGUUUCAUCUGACCAUAUGACAUUCUCCCAAUCCUCUUCUGGAUCAUCCAAAUGCACUUUAGCAAACUUCAGACGGGCCUGGACAUGUACUGGCUUAAGCAGGGGGACACGUCUGGCACUGCAGGAUUUGAGUCCCUGGCGGCGUAGUGUGUUACUGAUGGUAGGCUUUGUUACUUUGGUCCCAGCUCUCUGCAGGUCAUUCACUAGGUCCCCCCGUGUGGUUCUGGGAUUUUUGCUCACCGUUCUUGUGAUCAUUUUGCGUGGAGCCCCAGAUCGAGGGAGAUUAUCACUGGUCUUGUAUGUCUUCCAUUUCCUAAUAAUUGCUCCCACAGUUGAUUUCUUCAAACCAAGCUGCUUACCUAUUGCAGAUUCAGUCUUCCCAGCCUGGUGCAGGUCUACAAUUUUGUUUCUGGUGUCCUUUGACAGCUCUUUGGUCUUGGCCAUAGUGGAGUUUGGAGUGUGACUGUUUGAGGUUGUGGACAGGUGUCUUCUAUACUGAUAACAAGUUCAAACAGGUGCCAUUAAUACAGGUAAUGAGUGGAGGACAGAGGAGCCUCUUAAAGAAGAAGUUACAGGUCUAUGAGAGCCAGAAAUCUUGCUUGUUUGUAGGUGACCAAAUACUUAUUUUCCACCAUAAUUUGCUAAUAUAUUCAUAAAAAAUCCUACAAUGUGAUUUUCUGGAGAUUUCUUUUUCUCAAUUUGUCUGUCAUAGUUGACGUGUACCUAUGAUGAAAAUUACAGGCCUCUCUCAUCUUUUUAAGUGGGAGAACUUGCACAAUUGGUGGCUGACUAAAUACUUGUUUUCCCCACUGUAAGUAUUUGAUCACCUACCAACCAGUAAGAAUUCCGGCUCUCACAGACCUGUUAGUUUUUCUUUAAGAAGCCCUCCUGUUCUCCACUCAUUACCUGUAUUAACUGCACCUGUUUGAACUCGUUACCUGUAUAAAAGACACCUGUCCACACACAAACAGACUCCAACCUCUCCACAAUGGCCAAGACCAGAGAGCUGUGUAAGGACAUCAGGGAUAAAAUUGUAGACCUGCACAAGGCUGGGAUGGGCUACAGGACAAUAGGCAAGCAGCUUGGUGAGAAUGCAACAACUGUUGGCGCAAUUAUUAGAAAAUGGAAGAAGUUCAAGAUGACGGUCAAUCACCCUCGGUCUGGGGCUCCAGGUCAAUGACCUGAAGAGAGCUGGGACCACAGUCUCAAAGAAAACCAUUAGUAACACACUACGCCGUCAUGGAUUAAAAUCCUGCAGCGGACGCAAGAUCCCCCUGCUCAAGCCAGCGCAUGUCCAGGCCCGUCUGAAGUUUGCCAAUGACCAUCUGGAGGAUCCAGAGGAGGAAUGGGAGAAGGUCAUGUGGUCUGAUGAGACAAAAAUAGAGCUUUUUGGUCUAAAGUCCACUCGCCGUGUUUGGAGGAAGAAGAAGGAUGAGUACAACCCCAAGAACACCAUCCCAACCGUGAAGCAUGGAGGUGGAAACAUCAUUCUUUGGGGAUGCUUUUCUGCAAAGGGGACAGGACGAAUGCACCGUAUUGAGGGGAGGAUGGAUGGGGCCAUGUAUCGCGAGAUCUUGGCCAACAACCUCCUUCCCUCAGUAAGAGCAUUGAAGAUGGGUCGUGGCUGGGUCUUCCAGCAUGACAACGACCCAAAACACACAGCCAGGGCAACUAAGGAGUGGCUCCGUAAGAAGCAUCUCAAGGUCCUGGAGUGGCCUAGCCAGUCUCCAGACCUGAAACCAAUAGAAAAUCUUUGGAGGGAGCUGAAAGUCCGUAUUGCCCAGCGACAGCCCCGAAACCUGAAGGAUGGUAUGGAGGAGUGGGCCAAAAUCCCUGCUGCAGUGUGUGCAAACCUGGUCAAGAUCUACAGGAAACGUAUGAUCUCUGUAAUUUCAAACAAAGGUUUCUGUACCAAAUAUUAAGUUCUGCUUUUCUGAUGUAUCAAAUACUUAUGUCAUGCAAUAAAAUGCAAAUUAAUUACUUAAAAAUCAUACAAUGUGAUUUUCUGGAUUUUUGUUUUAGAUUCCGUCUCUCACAGUUGAAGUGUACCUUUGAUAAAAAUUACAAACCUCUACAUGCUUUGUAAGUAGGAAAACCUGCAAAAUCGGCAGUUUAUCAAAUACUUGUUCUCCCCACUGUACAAACAUUUUAUUCACUAUAUUUAUGUAUAUUAACUGGUUGUUCCAAAGUCAUAACAAUCCUGCCCAUGGCUCAUUAGUAUAUUAUAACUUUACUACGUGGUUAUAAACACCUUUUUACAUGUUUGUAACAACCAUGCCUAUGGUUAUAACAACCCUAACUAUGGUUAUAACAACCCUAACUAUGGUUAUAACAUCCUUAUUAAAUCAAAUCAAAGUUUAUUGGUCGCGUACACAGUUUUGCAGAUGUUAUCACAGGUGCAGCGAAAUGUUUGUUUCUAGCUCCAACAAUGCAGCAAUAUCUAGCAAAUUACAUGUUUUUAUUACAUGGUUAUAACAACCCUGGCCAUGGUUAUAACAACCCUGGCCAUGGCUCAUUAGUAUAUUAUGACAACCUUAUUAUAUGUUUAUAACAACCCUGCCUACAGUUAUUACAACCCUGCCCAUGGUUCUUGUUUCUGCUAGUAUUUCAUGAGUACCAACAGAUGUGUGGCAGAGACAUCGUGAAGAGCAUCUGCAGGGAGAUGUCUGGAGACGUGGAGGAUGGCAUGGUGGCUGUUGGUAAGGACAGAAAUAACCAUCUAUCACUUUUUGGAUGUGAAAUUCCGUAACUGUUGACUGUUUAGAAUCAGAUGAUUCAGGAUCACACUGAUUUGGUUUGGUUUGGUUUGAUAUGACACAGUGUCUACGUAGGGCUCUAUAUAGGGAAUGGGUUGCCAUUUGGGAUUAAGCCGGUAUGAAGGUUAGUCAUGUCUCUACUCUAUGAACUAAAGCCUUGUCUUGUUGUGUUCCAGUGAAAUGCAUCAAGAACACUCCUGAAUACUUUGCAGAGAGGCUGCACAAGGCCAUGGCGGUAAGGAAAGAAAACUGUCUCUCACUCCGCUGAUGGAAAUGUUCAUAAACCGUGUUUACGGGUAGCCGCCCUGAGACAUUGCUUGUAGUCACUAUCACUAUAGUGUCUUCGACAUAUUUUGACACACACACACACACACUAGUGCUGAGUGAUUAACCCAAAAAAAAUUUCAACAACUAUUUGACAGAGUCGGUUCAAUUAUUUGAAUUCCAUUUUGUUCUGUUUUUUUCUGUGAGCUCAAUGCGCACAUUGCACAGUUUCUCUAGAGAUAAAUCAGAUCCAGCCUGAACUGUGCGACGUAGUAGGGAGUUGUAGUUUCCAACAGGUCAAUAUUCUACAUAAUUUAGUGCAUAAAACGUGGUAAUAAACUACAAUGACCAUAAUCCAUUACGCAUAUACUUGUCCGGUCUGUUUUUUUAAUGCCUGCUAGGGAAGAGGAAGAAGAAUGCGCGAUCGUGAGGAGAUAUAGAGAGCAGCUGUUUCGUCAUGAGGUACACUAUAUAUACAAAAGUAUGUGGCCACCCCUUCAAAUUAGUGGAUUCUGCUACUUCAGCCACACCUGUCAGGUGUAUAAAAUCUAGCACACAGCCAUGCAACCGCCAUAGACAAACAUUGGCAGUAGAAUGGCCUUACUGAAGAGCUCAGCGACUUUCAUCUGGCACCGUCAUAGGAUGCCACCUUUCCAACAAAUCAGUUCGUCAAAUUUCUGUCCUGCUAGAGCUGCCCCGGUCAACUGUAAGUGCUGUUAUUGUGAAGUGGAAAAGUCUAGGAGCAACAACGGCUCAGCCGCGAAGUGGUAGGCCACACAAGCUCACAGAACGGGACCGCCGAGUGCUGAAGCGCAUAGCGCGUAAAAAUCGUCUGUCCUCGGUUGCAACACUCACUUCUGAGUUCCAAACUGCCUCUGGAAGCCACGUCAGCACAAGAACUGUUCGUCGGGAGCUUCAUGAAAUGGGUUUCCAUGGCUGAGCAGCCGCACGGAAGCCUAAGAUCACCAUGCGCAAUGCCAAGCGUCGGCUGGAGUGGUGUAAAGCUCGCCACCAUUGGACUCUGGAGCAGUGGAAACGCGUUCUCUGGAGUGAUGAAUCACGCUGAACCGUCUGGCAGUCCGACGGACGAAUCUGGGUUUGGCGGAUGCCAGGAGAACGCUACCUGCCCCAAUGUGCCAAAGAUUGGUGGAGGAGGGGAAUACUGGUCUGGGGCUGUUUUUCAUGGUUUGGGCUAGGCCCUUUAGUUCCAGUGAAGGGAAAUAUUAACGCUACAGCAUACAAUGACAUUAUAGACGAUUCUGUGCUUCCAACUUUGUGGCAACAGUUUGGGGAAGGCCCUUUCCUGUUUCAGCAUGACAAUGCCCCUGUGCACAAAGCGAGGUCCAUACAGAAAUGUUUUGUCGAGAUCGGUGUGGAAGAACUUGACUGACCUGCACAGAGCCCUGACCUCAACCCAUCGAACACCUUUGGGAUGAAUUGGAACGCCGACUGUGAGCCAGGCCUAAUCGCCCAACAUCAGUGCCCGACCUCACUAAUGCUCUUGUGGCUGAAUGGAAGCAAGUCCCCGCAGCAAUGUUCUAACAUCUAGUGGAAAGCCUUCCCAGAAGAGAGGAGGCUGUUAAAGCAGCAAUGGGGUGACCAACUCCAUAUUAAUGCCCAUGAUUUUGGAAUGAGAUUUUCGAUGAGCAGGUGUCCACAUACCUUUGGUUGUGGUGUACUUUUGGUCAUGUAUUGAAUCUCUACCUGAAAAUACAUGAUCAAAGUCAUUGAUAGUUGGUAUUCAGCAGUCAUAAAAGUAUGCCUUAUUUACUUUGAAGAACUACAAAAUAGUGAUUUAGUCAGACAGUAUAGGCAGCAGCUCUAUAGAGAUGAGAUGAUGACUUGGAAUUAAAUAAUAAAGUCAUCAAAUAAACAAAUGUAAUAUACACAACAACUGAAAUAUUUCAUUAAAGUAAUGUGAAUAAAUUAUGGUUAAGAAGCAAUAGGCAGUAAUGGGCAGUCACUACCAUCAUGGGAGUCUUUAAAAUAUGUUUUUUUUUCUGUGUUUACAGCAUGUGGUCCUCUGUAGCUCAGCUGGUAGAGCACGGCGCUUGUAACGCCAAGGUAGUGGGUUCGAUCCCCGGGACCACCCAUACACAAAAAUGUAUGCACGCAUGACUGUAAGUCGCUUUGGAUAAAAGUGUCUGCUAAAUGGCAUAUUAUUAUUAUUAUUAUUAUUAUUCAACCCAAAUAAUUGAAACCGAAAUCGAAAACCGUGAUUAUUUUUAAAUAAUCGAACCGAAACCGAAUCAAACUCAAAAAGCACUGAUCACUCAGCACUAACACACACACACACACACACACACACACACACACACACACACAUUUAGACGCCAUAGUGAUGGAGACUACAAACUAUGUUUCAGGGCUAGUUCAUGGGAUGGUACUUACUGUGUUGACUAAAGGCGUCCGCAUUCUUCCCAGCCAAAACAGUUUGGAAGAGUUCGUGCUUAUAUUAUGCCGAAAUUUUGUGAAGUUUUUGUUUGUUUUGGACUUUGGUACGGGUUUUUUCAGCUGCUCGGGUACACUCUUUUUUUUUCUCGAGGCAAGCCCAAGUCUGUAGCCGAAGUCAGUAGCCGAAGUCUACGCCCCUUCGUCUGUGAUUGGUCAACAGUAGGGAUUCUUCAAUAAAGUCUUUGUUGUCAUUCAAUUAGACGACUUGUUUUCAUGCACAUUUUUUCAUUGAGAAAUACUGCACCAAGCAUCUUAGUUAAAUGUAAAAUUGCAAAAACGUCCAAAUUAAUGACAGAUGUCUUAUCAGUUAUCUUAGAUUAAUUCUGACUAUUUUGAAUUGUAUACUGGCUACGGCGUCUCAAAAUGGACAAACAGUACUAUUGCCAAUUUUUUCAAAUUUUUUCAAGCGAACGUCUUAAGGGAGUAUGCGAGCACACUCCGCAUGCGAGCGCACUCCGCAUGCCAGCCGAACUGAAGCAUGCGGACGCCUUAAUUCAUAUUUAGGAUUGACUCUGUACUAUCUGUUCCCAGGGGGCUGGGACCAAGGACAGGACUCUGAUUCGGGUCAUGGUGACUCGCUCUGAGGUGGACAUGCUGGACAUCAGACAGGUGUAUCAGCAGACCUACGGGAAAUCACUGUACACCGCCAUCUCUGUAUGUACCUUAGACAAAUAAUCACUAUGCUAAAAUUAUUUUAUUGGAAUCAAUCCAUUGCUUUUAUUCUAUGGAGAUUGCUGCCAAAAUUAUGUAAAUUAAUGAAUGUUAAUUUCUUGGUUUAUCUCAUGGAAAAUGAUGCAGUUAAUACUAUGUUUUUUUUCUCUCCAUCUUUUAGGGUGACACUUCUGGUCACUACAAGAAGCUGCUGCUGAAGCUGUGUGGUGGA
Messenger RNA from Coregonus sp. 'balchen', 14586 nucleotides. NCBI's taxonomy places the organism in Eukaryota, Metazoa, Chordata, Actinopteri, Salmoniformes, Salmonidae. The record is from the annotation of a GenBank genome assembly.